Messenger RNA from Cooperia oncophora, 570 nucleotides. Lineage: Eukaryota; Metazoa; Nematoda; Chromadorea; Rhabditida; Trichostrongylidae. The record is from the annotation of a GenBank genome assembly.
AUGAAAAGCGCAGGGCAUGACUGUACGAUGGGAGAGGUUCGUUCUGUAUGGAGAAAUUUGAGGGAUACCCGUAAAAGAAAAAGAAAAUACCACACAGGAUCACCUGGAGAAAAUCCCUGGAAGUAUGACUCAAUGAUGGCAUUUCUAGAUGAAACGGAGUUUGAUGGAACGACGACAUCCAAUUUGGAUGACAAUGGAAACUUUCUAACUAUGAAUGAAAAUGACGACACGCCUCAAACAAUGGAACCAGAAGAAAGACCACGUCGAAAGAAAGAGAAAAAAAAGACGAAGCCAACUGACGCUGUGAAAUCGUCCAUUAAAAUCGCGGAUAGUGGUACUGCACCAGAAGGAGAAGAAGAACAAAAGGAUGCGGCUCAAAGAGCCCUCCGCGUUCAAGCUCAUGGUAUCCAUGAUGGAGACAGCUAUUCGCAUUUCGGAGCUGUAGUUGCGCAUGAGCUGCAGAAGCUGGAUUCACCCACCGCUAGACACAAAAUGUACAUGAUUUCUAGCGUCCUACUAAUGAACGCGUCAGUGGUAAUCAAUUUGGAUGACAUGCACACCACCGGUUAG